UCCAAACAGCCACUUCUAAACAAAAAAAAAGUGGCCGUGGUGAUUUGCUGACAGGCUGGGUCCUUGACGUCACUGCAUAACUUUUACGAAGACGUAGUUUCUUAACUAGGAAGUGAGCCACCAACUGUUUGCAGGCGAAAUUAAAAAGUUGUGGAUUGAGAAACUGCUGGGCGAUUUGCAAGGGGGAAAACAAACACUCUGGCCUGUAUUGUGGUCUGUGAUCAUGUGAAGUUGCAGUGUUGAUGGUGUGAACCCAGUGGACAACCCAUGCUGCUUCCUUGGAGACACCAUUUACGUUAGCAUUGCUGUCCCUGGAGAUGUUGCUCCCUAGUGGAAUUGUUCAAUGUUCUCCAUGUUCUGAUACUCCAUGGUAAUAGGAAGAAUGUUGUCGCCAUCCACGAUCCUGGGCAUUACACAGGUUGCUCCAGAUCUCUGAAAGCAAGUACGGAAAUUAGCUGCUUGGACGUUGGACAGCAGCGAGGCUGGCUAUGGCGGUGUGGUUGUUUUGACAUAUUGGCACAGAGAAAACGUCACUGAUUUAUUCCUGGCACUUGGCCAUUGUGUUUAUAGUCCAGACUCCGUGAGGUGCUCACUGGAGUAGAGCUUAAGAGUGAAAAGCGGGAGAGGUUGGAUUGGUGGUUUGGCAGCGGCGGCGGUGGGGGGGGAGGUAGCAGUGGAUUGUGAAGCAGGGCUAUUUGUCCAGAUGCGACUGUGAAAAUGAAUGUGCAGGCACCGGGCAAAAGCUCAGCCAAGCGGAAAGGCAAGCAGAUCUCGUUUUUCGGUGAGAAUACUGGCACAGUUCAGUCGAGCCCGUCCCAUCAAAGGAAAAACGGGAUGAUCCACAGUGAAGCAGAGAGUGGCCCACUGAAAUCGCAGCCCCCCGUGGUGCCGGAGACUCCAGCAAGGAGUGGGCAGUGCCAGUCUGUCGGCUCUGAUUUGGGAAUGAGCCAAGAGAGGGCUGCAGCAGCUGGCAGCACCAUGCCCGCCAACUGGGCUGCCUCUGUUCUGAUCGACCGCCUGCCCUCCAAGGGGAGCUUCAGCUGGCAGCCAGCUGGCUCCUGGACUCAAAGUGCUGCCCCGUUUUGUGCCAGUGUUGGAGCAGUGAGCAUUAUUGAUUCUAAUGCCACAGGACCCUUCUCGCACGCUCUGGCAAAGCAAGGUGCCACAGCCCAGCUGCAGAAGCAGCAACACCAGCAGAUGCAACAUCCUCUUCAACAGCAACAACAGAACCAGCUGCAGCAGCGGCACCUGCAGAGCCAACAGUCGAACCAGCUACAGCAGAAACAACAUCAACUCCAACAGCAACAUGCUCAGAGCCAACAGUCAAACCAACAUCAACGCCAACAGCAACAUGCUCAGAGCCAACAGUCAAACCAACAUCAACUCCAACAGCAACAUGCCCAGAGCCAACAGUCGAACCAGCUACAGCAGAAACAACAUCAACUCCAACAGCAACAUGCUCAAAGCCAACAGUCAAACCAACAUCAACUCCAACAGCAACACACUCAGAGCCAACAGUCAAACCAACAGCAACCCACUCAGUGCCAACAGUCGAACCAGCUACAGCAGAAACAGCAUCAACUCCAGCAGCAACACGCUCAGAGCCAACAGUCAAACCAACAUCAACUUCAACAGCAACACGCUCAGAGCCAACAGUCAAACCAACAUCAACUCCAACAGCAACAUGCACAGACCCAACAGCAGAACCAACUCCAGCAUCAACUCCAGCAACAAUACCAGCAGAACCAACUGCUGCAUCAACAUCAACAACAACAAAGUAACGAAGGUCUGCCUCAACGUCAGUUCUUCCAGUACCCGUACAGCCAGAACCAGAAGCAAGAACUGCCUCCAAAUUCAGUAUUGAACAUAUUCCACCAAGUACACCAGCCACCACUCCUCCCCCUUUACAGUCACCAAGCACAGACCACGUGCCAACAGCAUCUAUUUCAGCAGUUCUUCCCUCACCAGCAGCCCCCUCAGUCUCUCGGUCUCCAGCGGGUACAGAUGAGCCAGGGGUCUGAUCCUUCAAUGCAUCACAUAGUUUCAACUGCAGCUCCAUUCCAGCAGCAACCUCCCGAGGUUCAUGUCAGUAAAGGCCUUCAGAGGUUCACCCUGGGCGGCAACAAACAGGAACACUGUCCACGCCAGCUGACGUUGGAAUUUCAAGCCCCUCCAACAAAACGGGCACAGCACUCCUUCAAGGAAAGGAACGCAAAACCCCCACUGUUUGAGCCACACAGAGUUGGGAAUCCACCGGGUUCCACGGAGAGUACCAGCCAAUGCUGGCCGCAAGCCUAUGGGCCAGAACUCCAGAAACUGCUCAAUGUGCCUCCAAAUCACUGCGGCCAGAACCAGCUCAAACUGUUUGAGGCAGGUUCGCUUCAGCCGAAGGGUGCCCAGGCUCACGGGUUAGAGAGCUGGAGUCAGGAGGAGAAUAGCCCGGUCUCCCAAGAGAUCAGGGAGCCGGUCCAGGAAGCCACCUCACGGGACGAAGGCCCGGCUGAUAGCCUUGUGCCAAUCUCAGUGAAGAAAGGGAGAACUUGCAGUGAAGCAAAUGGCCUGCAACCGCAACAAGAAUCCACGGAGGGCCUGUCCAAUUGGACCACCUCAGCUAAGCUUGGAGAGAACAACUCCCAAGAAGAAAGGAAUAGCUUGGCUGCUGGCCACUCAAAGGUCCCUGCAGUGCCUGCGAGUUCCAGAGGUCGGCUCGAUGACAGCUGCUUGCUGCCACUUGUAAUACCAGUGUCCGUGCCAGUCCGAAAGAUGGACCCUGUUACAACCAGCACUGACAAGAAAGAGGAUGGGGAAUCCCAGGGCAACUUGGCAAACGAAAGGGAUCUAUCAGAGCUCAAUCAAUCUCUAUUACCCACCCGCAGACGAAGACUGAGUAGAGGGUCAGGAACAGAACAUUCGGUCCAGGAGAAUGCUAGCUCCAGAGGUCAUGUGAACCUGACAGCAAAGCUGAAACGGCGACCAAGACCAGAGCCUCUCUUCAUUCCACCCAAGCCCCUCAACCAUGUCUCUGUCAUCACUUACCCGCCUGGCACGCUUUAUCAGAGCAACCUGCGCUCGCCAGUCAGAUUACUUGACCAUCCCAUGGACAAGAACUUUCAGCCUCCACCCUACACACCCCCACCUAUCCUCAGUCCCAUGCGGGAGGGCUCAGGAUUGUACUUCAACGCUUUCCUGUCAUCUUCAAGUAACUCAUCUCAGCCGGUCACACCAAGAUCAACGCCAAAAGCAUCUUUAAGCCAAUCAAACAGUGCUGAUACUCCCCCUCCGGUUCUCUCCCUCAUGAAUGAAGCCACACCAGCAAGCAUCGAACCGCGGAUUAACAUCGGUCCACAGUUCCAAGCUGAAAUACCUGGGCUACGCGAUGGGUCUCUGGCAGCAGCAGAUGCCAGCCAUGCUGAUCUGGUCUUCAAACCGUGGGAGGGUCACAAAACCAAUCGGCUUAACCAGCAGAGCGUGGAUGACCUGAUGACUCUAGCCUGUUCCAGCAUUUUACCAGGAGGAGGUACAAACCAGGAGCUCACCUUACACUGUCUGCACGAGUCGAAGGGCAACAUAUUGGGUGCCUUGAAUAUGCUGCUUAUUAAAAAGACCCCACGGGGUAGGAAUAAGGCAUUACUCAAUUACCAUUAUGCAGGGUCUGAUAAGUGGACGCCUACAGAGAAGAAGAUGUUCAACAAAGGGCUGGCAGCACACAAGAAGGAUUUCUUCCUUGUUCAGAAGCUGGUGAAGACAAAGACGGUAGCCCAGUGUGUUGAAUUUUAUUAUACGUACAAGAAGCAGGUCAAAAUUGGUAGGAAUGGAACACUGAUAUUUGGCGAUGCUUCUGAUAAUAAGUGUGAGGAGGAGCCAGUCGAAAUUGACAGGAAGGAUUCUCACCCUCGUAGAGCCCGAACGCCUUACAUAACAGAAGUUAAGAAAGAGGAGGACAAUGAUGAAGAGGAGGAGGAGGAGGAGGAGGACAGGGAACAAGAGGAUGAUGAGGAGGCUGGCCCAGAUCACAAAAAGCUGACUCUGACCCAAACUAAGCUUGUGAAGACUGAUCAGACCCCAGUAGCUCAGUCUCAAGGUGUUCACUUGCGGAAGAAUCCUGAUCCUACGUACCGAUGUAGCUACAGACCACGACAGCCUGCAGCGUCCACGACACCACCCCGCAUGCCAUCCAGGAGCGAGCAGGCACAGUCGGGUGUCUCUGCCAAACAUGCCAAGCAGAGCCAAGAAAACAUUUUCCCUUGCAAGAAGUGUGGGAAGGUUUUCUUCAAAGUGAAGAGUCGGAGUGCACACAUGAAGAGCCACAGUGUCCAGGAGAAGAAGCAAAGGGAGGCAGAGCUGAGGAGUCGUGUUAUGGCAGACGAGCAGAGAGAGGAGCAAGAGAACUACGAUGAUUUUUCCGAUAGCUACCAAGAUGAGUAAAGAUGGAGAAGAGAUCAGGCUCCCCUCAACAGUCUGCAAAUCUCAGCAGGACUCGUCUGUUGGCCAUACCUUCUCUGGGAAGCUUCGCCUGUAUCUCUUUGUCAUCAUUUCUUCCCCAUCCCUGGCCCCUCACACAGAGAAGUGGGGAUAGUGUAUUUUUUUAAGGCUAUUUCAGGCCAAUUGCAGAGCAGGUGGUUUGCUGAAGUAACAGCAGUGUUGGCAAACAAAGGUUACUUGUUGGAAAAUCUUAUGCACUUUUUCUCAAUUGUGUCUGUUUAAUGGAACAUUUCCUUUCACCCACCCUUCCCCCUUUUAUUUACAAUUGCACAACAGAUUUUCUGCACAGAUUGAAAGAUUACUUGGAAACAGUGUUGCACACUUGUUAUGUAUGAAAUUGAUGAAUCUUAUUGUUGCUCAGCAGAAACAGGCUUGGAACAUUUAUUCAACUUAAAGGAAUCACUGCAUUUGUACUUUUGCAUCACACUAUACAAAAUGACAUUGCAUGACUUUGGACUACAGUAUUAGAGAUAGACAACCAUUACACACUGUCAGUUUAAUGUAGCCUGAUCUACACAGUUAGGCUGUUUGAGUUUGGUACUUCAUGUGAAAUCUUACUGAAGAUCUGAUUUGAAUGCUGGAGUCAGAGCUGCCUUGAUCCUCAGUAACCUGGCCUAAUGAUCUGUACCAUUGUUUUAAUGCAGAUCAGUGUUUAUGAAACACACUGAUAAUCUACCAAUUUGUGGAUGUGUUUUAUUCUUUGGAAUCAAAUCAUUCAGCUUCCACAGUGCCCAGACCCAAGACAGUCAGGAUGUGUUGUCCUUUCAUCUGAGAUUGUUGCCCUAGGAAUGCAUCGUUGUGCGAGAUACCAGUUGCUAUAUGAGGUGAAAUGCUGGGGCCUUGAAAUCUGUUACGUUCUUUCUCUGCAAGCAAGUUUGCAAAAUUUACAGGGCUAAUAGCUGUGAGUCAUUUUCGAUGGGCGUCAUUUGCUUAGACCUGGAACUCCUGAAGAUUCGUGCCUCAAGACUGGUUCCACUGGUAUCAUCAACCACGUGGCCUGACCCUCACCUGCACUGUUCCACUGUCAUAGGAGGAAGCCAUUCUGCCCUUCACAGUUGCUGCAAGUUGCGAAUCUUUCAGGCAGGUACAGGCCCUUUCAAAAAUCAUGACUGGCAAGUUACCAAAUACCAUAGGGAUUUGUAAUUUCCUUUGUUACCAUUUCUUAUAUUUUUAAAUUACAUUUCCUCAAUUGGCAUUUAUUUGAAAUGGAUUAUUAUAAAUUGUAGCAGCUAUGCUCUGGUACCAUUGCCGGCUCUGGUUGGAUGUGUUCCUGGAGGCACAUGUCAAAUAUUCCCUCUCCCUGUAAUUUUUAUAACGGAUUAACUAGCUAUAAUAGGGGCAGACGAAGAAAAAAGUGCAGAUGUUUCCGUCAUUUCUUUUGGAAGAUUUUUCUCCCAGAGUUGAUGGCAGCAGCUUCAAGGAGAUUAAUCCUUAUUUCCUGGAGACGUCAGAACUGUUUUUAAGGUUGAUGUUCCCACGUAUUUUAAGAAAUACUGACACAUUGCCACAAGUGCACAACCUUUCUAAUUUGAUAUUCAAAGAAGAACUGGAUUGGGUCAUUUAGCGACUUCUGGGUAUGCAACCCUUAAGAUGGGAAAUGUGUGGUCCUCUUAACCCUGCAAUGUAUUCACCCUUGAAAGCUGCUUUCGCUUGUAUUGCCGUUGUAUAUACAGCACAAAGAGUAUCUAUAGCAUCUGGAUCUACAGCUAUGGCUGUUGGCAUUGAAUUUAGCAGCCUGUUUUUCUGCGGGCUUUGUAAAUAUCCAAAAAAUGACAUUAUUUAUUCUUCCUAUGGCUUAUUUGAUUUCUGUAUAAACUUUAUAAAGAUUUAUAAAGACUUUUAGUAAGGCUGGCCUAUAUAAUUUUUUUGUGAAUGGUUUUGUACAUUUUGGUUUCUUUUCUUCACCCCUGCCUUUUUAAAGCUUAUUUAAACCAGCUUAUAAAAGCACGUUGGGACACCCUCACCACCUACUGAAUACAGUCUUUCUGCAAUGUAAUAUUUGUACUUUAUUUUGUAUCAACAAUUUGAAGCUUUGUUUUACAAAAAAUGAGAUUGUAAAUAUACCAUUAUUAAAUGUAACUGCAGUUCACUUUUUAAAAUAAUUUGUUUUCUGUCGAUAAAAGUAAAGAACAUUCAAAGUCUGUGAUGAA
This is a messenger RNA of Stegostoma tigrinum, 6632 nucleotides long. RefSeq names its product mitotic deacetylase associated SANT domain protein b (gene mideasb). Gene Ontology annotation, molecular function: transcription corepressor activity. Gene Ontology annotation, cellular component: transcription regulator complex; histone deacetylase complex. The transcript is spliced from 14 exons. Gene Ontology annotation, biological process: negative regulation of DNA-templated transcription; regulation of transcription by RNA polymerase II. The record is from RefSeq and is a predicted model, not a curated record. Lineage: Eukaryota; Metazoa; Chordata; Chondrichthyes; Orectolobiformes; Stegostomatidae. The coding region runs from base 718 to 4425 and encodes 1235 amino acids.